AUGAUAAUAAGCAUCGCUCUGAUCUGGGCAGUAGUGGUGGCAGUGUGCUGUCUUCUAUGGCUCGCUGUGGGGAUACGACACAGGCAGCCUGGAGAGCCUGCAAUUGAAAAUGGCUUCAUCCCGUACCUGGGCUGUGCUUUGCAAUUCGGGGCCAACCCUCUCCAGUUCCUCCGCAGCCGCCAGAAGAAGUACGGCCAUAUUUUCACCUGCAAGAUCGCAGGCCAGUACAUUCAUUUCCUGUGUGACCCCUUCUCUUACCAUUCAGUCAUCAGACAGGGGAGGCACCUGGAUUGGAGGAAGUUCCACUUUGAUACGUCUGUCAAGGCAUUCGGCCACGACAGCUUCGACCCUCGCCAUGGCCACACCACAGAAAACCUCCACCAAACCUUUAUGAAGACUCUGCAAGGUGAGGCUCUACCCUCCUUGAUAGAGACCAUGAUGGGCCACCUCCAGGAUGUCAUGCUGAGGUCGGACACUCUCAACCCUUGCAAGGACCACUGGCAGGUGGAUGGCAUCUUUGCUUUCUGCUACAAGGUGAUGUUUGAGUCUGGCUACCUGACACUGUUUGGUAAAGAGCUUGGUGAAGAUAAGUGUCAGGCUAGGCAGGCUGCCCAGAAAGCCUUGGUGCUCAACGCGUUGGAGAACUUCAAAGAGUUUGACAAAAUCUUCCCGGCAUUGGUGGCUGGCCUGCCUAUCCAUGUCUUCAAGAGUGCCUACAGUGCUAGAGAGAACCUAGCAAAGACCAUGCAUGCUGAAAACUUGUCUAAGAGGGAGAACGUGUCUGAUCUGAUCUCAAUGAGGAUGAUCCUGAAUGAUUCCUUGUCUACCUUCAAUGACGUGAGCAAGGCAAGAACUCACGUCGCUCUGCUUUGGGCUUCACAGGCUAACACCCUGCCUGCUACCUUCUGGAGUCUCUUUUAUAUGAUCAGGAGUCCGGAUGCUAUGAAAGCAGCUCGUGAGGAAGUGCAGAAAGUUCUGGAGGAUUCAGGUCUGACAGUUGACCCCAGUGACCCCACACUGAACCUUACCAGGGACCAGCUGGACAAUAUGACUAUUUUGGACAGUAUCAUAAAAGAAGCAAUGCGUCUUUCAAGUGCUUCUAUGAAUGUACGUGUUGCCAAGGAAGAUUUCCUGCUUCACCUUGACAACCAAGAGGCUUACCACAUAAGGAAAGAUGACGUCAUUGCCCUAUAUCCGCCCAUGCUGCACUAUGAUCCAGAAAUCUAUGAGGAUCCCUAUGAGUACAAGUUUGACCGUUUCCUGGAUGAGAAGGGUCAGGAGAAAACCACUUUUUACCGCAGCGAACAGCGGCUGCGUUAUUUCUAUAUGCCCUUCGGCUCUGGGGUCACCAAAUGCCCUGGCAGAUUUUUUGCUGUGUACGAGAUCAAGCAGUUCCUUAUUCUGGUGCUGGCCUACUUUGAGAUGGAACUAUUAGACCCUGCUAUCAAAGUCCCGCCUCUUGACCAGUCCCGUGCUGGACUGGGAAUCCUCCAACCUACCUAUGAUGUGGACUUCAGGUACAAGCUGAAAUCGAACCACUAGGCUCCUGUCUUUGUCGGGCAGAGUGAUUGAAGUACAUACUGUACAUAGUAUAUAUUUAACAGUGUUAAUGAGAAUGCAUUGCUGCAUAUGUAAAUAGACUGAAUUAUAUUUUUGUCACUUUAAUUUGCUGCUGAAGAACAUGUAUUCUGCACAUUUAAACCUUCAUUGUAUCAAUUAAUGUUGUGCCAAACACUCUCUCUGUUGGAUAAGGGCUGGCAGACAGAUUAAAAGUGCCAAGUAACAUCUUCAGUUCCUGUGGAGGGGCAGACAUGCCAUAUAAAUUCAUAUAACUUACCAUAAAAGUAUUUUUUCAUAAUUUGGCAUAUUAAAAUACUAAAUAAAAAUCUUGCAGCGUUACAUCAAUGCCAAGGGAUUAUCAGAGUAGGAUGCAGGGUUUUUCUAUCUUGCAGACAGCCAUUGUUUUUAAAAGAUUUUACCAUGCCACGUUACUGUAUCAUGGUAAGGACGUAUAGAGCAUGUAAAUCAAUCUGCAAUUGUCAUGACAUGAAUACUACACAAAGAGAACAAGAGAACUUUUGAAAGAAAAAGAAAAAAUUAAAAAUAAAAACAGUCUUCGCUGUGAUUAACAGUCCAGCAGGCAAUCACACUAUCAUGUUUUCAAUUCAGUUACCUGUUUUACAAUAAGAGGAAAGCCUAAAUGCUAAUUUCCCCUCAGGUAGCUAAAAUCCCCACAGAAUAAAAGUACAAUGUACUCGACCUCAGUGUCCUAAGUGGUAGCUAUGGCCCUGAUUAAAGUCUAUAUGGGAUGUUCAAUGAGGGUUUUUGUCAAAAUGAAAUUAUCAGUACUAAAUGGAAGCCUGGCAGAUAUCAACCUAAAAAUGGAAUGUUCUAGUAAAAAGUCAUCAGAAAUGCAAAGUAUAAAUUACUUGACUGUAAGUUCACAUUUCUGCACUUUUGAAAAUGACACCACUUUAAUGUGUGUAAAGUGUUAGUACUGAUCAUCACAACCAAAAAUCUGCAGUGAAACAUGUUCUUUUUCUAUCUGUGUAUUCAUUACAUAGCAUAUAUAUAUAUAAGCUCAUCCCUUGUGUUCUAUCACCACUUAUUGGUACUUUCACGUCAGCUCAUUUAUUCUGCGAGGUGAAACUGCUGAGGGCGGCAUGACCAAUCUCUUUUUUUUUUUCUUUUUUUUUUAUCAGUGAAUGCAUUACUGUAAUCAGUAUCAUUUACUGACUUCACCUUCACCUUGUAGUAGAAGAUAGAGCUUCCAUCAGCCUUGGAGUUUGCUCUCUCUGGCUGUCUCACUCUCAGACACUGGUAUCACUGAAGACGUGUCUGACUGUUGGCCAAUGCUGACCUUUUAUAUGACAUCUACCCUCUCAGUAUCAUCUUUGCAAGACAUGCUACUUAAUGAUAACAUAAAUUGUAGUUUCUUUAAUGAGCAUUGAGUACAUUUGCAAGCUGCAUAUUUAUCAGUACAGCAGGCUGCAAAGUUGCAACCAAGCCAAAAUCCAGAAGGAUAGGACAGUGUGAACAGAGCUAAAAACUUAAUAGGAAAUACAGUUAAUUAAGAUGCAUCGAAGAAAGAAGGAUAGCUCAUUUGUACAAGUCAGUGCGACAUUUAAGAUGCAGAGCUGGCUAUAUAGUUUCUCAGAUGAAUGUAUUUUUGAGCGCCGAGUCAACAGGCAUGUCCACUUUUCAAACAGCACUAUUGACUUUUUCAUGCUGUGAAUUACAUAAUAAUUACACACAUGAAUAAACGGCUAACAGCAUAUGGACACACAUCAAAAUAUAUUUGCAUCUGACAGUUUCAGCAAUAGUCUGACUGCAAUAAGGAAAGGUAAUUCCAUUAUUGAUAUUUACUGUCUUCACGUGAAAAGCUCCAUAUUAAUAUUUAUGUGUUUAUCUUCGUAAUUACAAAUUUACACACUCUGUGAGUAAUUGUGAUGAACCUGGAAGUGAGGUCAGAGCACUUUUGUAACCAUGUACAGCUGUUUUACUUUUAUUCCCUGACAAUCCAAAGGUGUUUCACCGAACAUGCAACCCAUGUGUGUGUGUUGACUUGUAUAUGCUGAACAAACAGAUAAUAAAUCAAUACAUUUGUACACCUGUCUGUGUGCCAUGCCCUGAUGUCUCAACCAGUUAAACUCAGUGCAAAUACAACAGAACAACAGAACCGUUUUCUCUUCCAAGAACUUCAACACUCAUUGUCUAUAUAUAUACAGUGGCAGGAAAACGUUUGGGGACCCCUGCUACUUUUUGAAUAGUUAUAUGAAUUUGUACAAACCAAAGGAAAAAUAAAGCUAAAUGCAUGGGUCAAACUGUGGGGCGGGAAUUUUCAUUAAGUAAACACGUCAGUCCAAAAUGAAGCACAGA
Xiphias gladius (swordfish) is the source of this 3879-nucleotide messenger RNA. RefSeq names its product cytochrome P450 7A1 (gene cyp7a1). Gene Ontology annotation, biological process: cholesterol homeostasis; cellular response to glucose stimulus; cholesterol catabolic process. The coding region runs from base 1 to 1542 and encodes 513 amino acids. Gene Ontology annotation, molecular function: iron ion binding; heme binding; cholesterol 7-alpha-monooxygenase activity. The record is from RefSeq and is a predicted model, not a curated record. Lineage: Eukaryota; Metazoa; Chordata; Actinopteri; Istiophoriformes; Xiphiidae. The transcript has 8 exons.